AUGGCUUACACUGAGAAAGUGUCUCUCAACGGUACCGCGCUCUCUUUUUUACUAUACGAAUGCAUGAAUUCUGUUAAUAGUCAGGAGGGCUUUUUGAUUGGAGACGUAACUUCACAAAUCACCAACCAUAUAUCUGACUCUCAAAAUGACAACGCUAGAUUGGACACUCAAAUUGUGAUUAGGACCGUAUUGCCUCUACCUUCGGUGUCGCUGUUUUAUUUACCUACCGGUUCAAUUAAAGAGGACGUACUAUCAGAUCUAAUAUCGAGUGCCGCCGCUGAAAUUGUUGGUUGGUACAAAUAUAGAAGAAAUAGUAGCAUUAAACCAACGUUCAGAGACAAAUUAAUAUCAAGAGGCUUACAGAAGUAUUUCGAGAAAUAUCACGGCAAGAAGACUUUUGUUUCAUGCAAUCUAUCAAGUAAAUCUUCAUCGGCAUGCUCCACACAUACAGUUAUAUACAGAUUUGGAAAAAUAAAUUGCUUCGAUAUGUAUGAGUAUGUUGAGGAUGUGACCGCAAAUUUGGGUGAAAAGUUAUCUGGUUAUAAAAAAUCAAAAAGAGUUUCACCACAUUGCAUAUUCAACAAAAUUGUUAAAGAGAGUAAUGUAGAUGUUAACAACACAAGGGAAGCUAUAUUGUCAAUUCAGGAAGCCGUCGAUGUAGCAUUGAUUAGAGAGGCCAAGGUAGCAGCUAGGAAUGAAUGCAAAGUUAAAGAACUUGAGGCUGAGAUUAAGCAGAUGAGUGCCAUAUUAGCUGAAAAACACGAGGCAGAUUUGAGUUCAGCCUAUAACAAAGUACUUGAAGAGAAAUAUAUUAAUAGGGAUGUUGAAAUGGCGCAGGCCUGUAUUGACGCGAUUAGAACUCCCGCCAGUGUGGAUAUACUGAGCAUUCCAAAUGUCAUGAUUAUAUCUAACGUGACCGAAUCAGCAGUUGAACCACCAAGUCAGCAUCCCACUGAUAUUAACGGUAGAAGCCAAAGUCCGAAUGUAGAUUGCUCAAAUCUAGUACUACCUUCAACAUCGGGACAAUCACCUUCAUUGAAUUACGCAGCCGCAGUCAAGAAACCUUCAGAUGUACCAUCCUGCAGUAAAACGAAAACCGUCAAUGAAGAUCUAAUCACCUUUGACGUAGAAGACAAGAAUUUGAGAACACAAAAACAAGUUCUCGUUAACGACAACAUAAGUCUAGGAGGAAGCUCGCCAGAGUACUGA
Molecule: messenger RNA, 1209 nt
Organism: Danaus chrysippus (African queen)
Lineage: Eukaryota; Metazoa; Arthropoda; Insecta; Lepidoptera; Nymphalidae
Source: the annotation of a GenBank genome assembly